Messenger RNA from Arabis nemorensis, 1152 nucleotides. NCBI's taxonomy places the organism in Eukaryota, Viridiplantae, Streptophyta, Magnoliopsida, Brassicales, Brassicaceae. The record is from the annotation of a GenBank genome assembly.
AUGUAUGUAGAAUUUUUUUUAAAAAUUACUGAUUUUCUUAAACCAGACAUAUUAAUUUGCAAUAGAGAGAGAAACUCUCUUGUCCCUGGUCUCGAGGCAGCCGCCGGAGGCAUCUAUAUCACCGUGGUGUUUCGUCCGAUCUGCGCUAAGAAGAGGUCUCCCUUGUCACUCGCCGGUGUGUUUUUUCACCGGAAAGAAGCAUUCAUCCGAGCUCCAUCUCUCCCACCCCCCGUGAUGGCUCUAGUGGAGCCCUUGGCUCUGCUCCGACCUACGGCCUCCGCUCCACCCUCUCGAGAUUGCGAGAUUACGGAGCGUUCAAAGGCGAGGCCACCUCCUCUACAUGAGCCGUCGGACCCAGUCCAUGCACCGUCGCGCGUGCUCAGCCAUUCUGUCCUCCACCACCGUCUUGCGCCGGUAACCUUCCUAGACCAGAUUGGCACGGGUUCUAGGUGGUUUUCUCGAUGCGUUAAUGGCGAUGGUCUCGCUCCCCAUGGGAUCUCCCUCCAAAUCCGCCACCGUGAGGAAAUCCUGCACCGCCAUUUACACACCGGCGAAGUCUCUCUUUGUAGAGAUCAGCAUCCGCCUCCCCCUCCUCUCCGCCGUAGUAGGGUUUCAUCACAGUGGCUACAACGCCCCAAUUGCCUGAAACCUCAACCCCCUUCUCCGGCCAUCCAGUAUUGGCUCUCGCCGGGAAAGUCCCGCCGCUCACCGGAGUUUCCACCGGGAAAGCGUUUGGGCCGCCGAUGGCCACAAAUUCCGUCAUCUUUUCAUAGUGUUGGGCUGAGAGUGAAGAUGGGCAUUUCAAAGUCCAAAGUUUCAUGGAUUCUCAAAUCCUGUAAAUUACUCCCGGUGGAAGAUUUCAAUUCCACCUUCUUCCGUCUCUUUGAGAUGGUCGUAUCUUCUUCCCUCUCCUGGAGAGCGAUCGAAUUCCCGAGUUUUAUGCCGGGAGCUUCAAAGUCACAAUUGAAAGUGACUAACCUGAAACUCUCUGACUUUGUCGCGAAUACCCUCUCGACGCAUCCGAGACUUGUCUGGGAUCCGCUGUCCAUCUUCUACGAUGAUCUAUCUGCUUUAGAUUUUAUUGCAUUUCAAUUAUGUUGUAUUAUUGUUGGAGGAUGCUUAAUUCUCUCUCUUUGUACUUUGAUCGGUUAA